This is a messenger RNA of Mauremys reevesii (Reeves's turtle), 2642 nucleotides long. RefSeq names its product endothelin 2 (gene EDN2). The transcript is spliced from 5 exons. Gene Ontology annotation, molecular function: hormone activity; endothelin B receptor binding. The record is from RefSeq and is a predicted model, not a curated record. Lineage: Eukaryota; Metazoa; Chordata; Testudines; Geoemydidae. Bases 63 to 434 code for a protein of 123 amino acids. Gene Ontology annotation, biological process: vein smooth muscle contraction; regulation of systemic arterial blood pressure by endothelin; intracellular calcium ion homeostasis. Gene Ontology annotation, cellular component: extracellular region.
CUGGCCGUGCUGGGGAAAGCAGCCCUCAGCGUCCCCGCUGGUCCAGGCGUAACCCCGCCACAAUGGUAAACCGCCCCGCAGGCUUCUUUUCUCUUGCCAUCACCCUUUGCAUCCUGCUGGGAGAAGGUAUGGGCCGUCCUCCCCUUGAGUCCCACCUAGCCGCAACCAGCAGCAGGCACCCCAGGACGAAGAGGUGUUCCUGCAACAGCUGGCAGGACAAGGAGUGCAUUUACUUCUGUCACCUGGAUAUUAUCUGGGUCAACACCCCAGGACAAACUGCUCCCUAUGGCUUGGGAAGCCCGCCAAGGCGUCGCAAGAGAUCACUGAACAGGUGUGAGUGCUCGCACUCCAAGGACAGCAUCUGUGCUACCUUCUGCCAGGCAAAGCGUUGGUAUCUUGGGAACCUUAAGCUCCCACCGAGCCGUGGCGUAUAGGUAAAGAGUCUCCACAACAGUGACCUGAAGCAUCCAGAAACUGAUCUUCUGAGAGCCUGAUGGGACUUUGUCUCUAAUGCCCAGCUCCCUGGAUGGCAGCACCGCUCCCAGAGGAAAGUUCAACCAGCAGCCUUGCCUGGAAGAAAGACGGAACGGGUAAAAAUCCUGUUUCCUGGAAUAAUUUGAAGUCCUGUGGAUGCCACUGGCUCUUGCCAUGGGUGCCUGAAAGAGAAGAAGGAAAGACCAUGCAGGAAAAGCCUGGGCCAAAUGGAAAAUCAGGAGAGGUAGAAGAAGCAGAGGUGGCAGCAAUCCUGCUGAGCAGUGCUCAGCACUCCAGAGACUGCUGUAAAGGGAAAACAGGAUCUCCUUUUAUGUGGUCAUGGACACGUUGUGAAGGUGUGAUCUAGCCUGUUGGAUCAGGAUGGGGUUUUAUUGGUAAAAUACCAGCAGAUUCCACACUGGAUUCUGACCGUGGUCGGCACUGUCUCUGCAAUCCAUGCACUUAGGCAUAGAAAAAGCCAUGUUCGAUUCUGAACUUGGCAGCACCAAAAAAAUCCUGUAUUGGAGGCCUGGUCUACUGUGCCUUGAACCAUGUUUGAACAGGGUUCCAGCUCAGCUGCUUUGAAACGUGGUUUCGCUGGCCAUUGUGUAGACACAGACUGAUUGGCGCUUUGCCUCCUUGGGCUUGUCAUCUUAGCACUUUGUCUUUGACAGGGCAGUAAAGAGGAAAAUCAGAUGUGCGUUAAAUUGGGAUUCCCAUGUAACAAAUACCAUUGUACUGGUAUAGCUAACCAGGCUCUGGCUUUCUCUUGCAAGCCAUUUGCUUGAGGUCCCUUCUCCAUGAGUGGCUCAAGUGUAGACCGAGAAUAGCCUGUUUAAAUCUGAACCUGUGUUAAAUCCAAGCCCUGCACAUCAGGCUCUGCAGCAAGUGGGUGGGGAAACUUAAGUAGAGCUGCAUUUCCUUUGUCUCAUCUAUUGCUGAUGGAAGUGGUGCAGGUCACGUUAGUUACAUGGGGAGCGGGAACUCAGAGCCAAACUACUAGUCCCAGCAAGUGCGGAGGUGUGAAUGCGUCUCCUGUCCUUAGACAUGUAAUUAGCUCUUAACUUAGCCCUCCCAGCUUGCUGAUAUGCACAGAACACUCCACUAAAGGAGACGCUAGUGGGGAAGUAGCACUUGCUUGCUGCUUCACUUAGUGACAGGCUGAAAGGGACAAAUGAUGCCAUGCCAUGCGUGGCUCAUGGGAAAGGUAGAUCCCCCCCCUAACUUGGAUACAGGGUACAUUAGCCAGGGAGCAGAUGGGUGUCCAAGAUGUGAAGUGAAAGCCCAUUGAGAUGAGAGCACAGUACCUCUCUGCAUUGGGAAGAGCUGUCCUUGCCAGUCAGGCUUCUUUCAAGAGGGAUGGGCUUAGACAAAAACCAGGAUCAUGGCCACGUACAGUCCUGGAGCGCUAUAAUGCCACUGGCCCUCCGGGAGGAAUUCCACUGAAGAACACCGGGUUCAUGCUCUGGAAGAUCCUCUUGCCAGACUGCUGAAAUGUCAAGGGGGCGGCUGGGCUUGUAUCACAAAUGCUCUUCGAUUUUCCCAGCGUAGAACUUCUGUUCCAGAGCCUGGCUGCAAAAUAUUCAUCUAGUUAGUGCAGAUACACCAACACUCCUGAAAUCACUGCUGGAAUCUCAACCCUGGCUGCGUCCUCACUAUUCCACAUGAGCACUUAAAAAGGCUGUUGUUGGACUGAACCAUCUCCUUGUUGUAGUCUAGUCCCAUUGGACAUGAAAACACUUCCUCAGUUUUGUUUUGAGAAAUAGAACAAUGAGACCAGCUAAUCCAUGUAUCCUGUGUAGAACAUUAGAGAGAAAAAUCAUCUGGUGUUUAGAGCUGAAGAGAAAAAGCAUGUGGUGGUUUUUUUGUUUCCCUCCUCUCCCUUCUGAAGGUGUAAGUCAUCCUGACGAGAUUUGAUAAAUUCCUGGUUGAAAGGAAAACUUCGCACACUGUUUAAUGUUUUGAGUUGUGUAAUUUAAACUCAAACUACUGGUCUAAAUUGUUCGGUGUGUCUUUGUGUAAUGUCCCGUCUUGGAAUGGAGUAAUUUAUAGCAUGCACCUGCUGUGUGCAGCAUCCCAACAUUUCAGUAUAUUUAUUUUAACCUAUUUUUAGACAGCAAUUUGCAAAUAUGUAAACAUUAAUUUGUAAUAAAUGAUGCAAAAGGUGA